Eurytemora carolleeae is the source of this 2224-nucleotide messenger RNA. Its product is annotated as midasin. Lineage: Eukaryota; Metazoa; Arthropoda; Copepoda; Calanoida; Temoridae. The coding region runs from base 35 to 2224 and encodes 729 amino acids. The transcript is spliced from 14 exons. The record is from RefSeq and is a predicted model, not a curated record.
UCCAAGUACAGCAUUCUUCAGUUAUCUUCCUAAUAUGAUUCUCAAUUCGAUCCUAACAAUAUUUAUUGUUUUUAUAUCACAGGGGAAAACUACUUUAGAGGAUCAGUUCAGUGUUAUUGAGAAACAGGAACUUAACAGAGGAUUGAUAAGUCAGAGAAUAUUUGGAAACCCAGGACCUAGAGCCCUUCCUGGAGUUGUCGCUCAGGAUUCGACCCCAGCACCUGAAAAAGCAGGAGACAGCAAUGCUACAGCUACAACUGAAGCAACAGCAGGUGGAAAAAAUAUCAACUCCACAACAAAAAAAGAAGGAGUAAAACCUGAGACAGCUAAUGCUACUUCUUCUGGAAAUGCUACAGAGGAAGUGGCUACAGCUAACACAACAGCAACAGAUGCUGCAACAGAACCUGAUCAAAAAGUUGAUACUGUCAAUGCAAAUGAAACACUGAAUGCAAACACAACUAAAAAUGGCACGGCAGAAGCUAAACCUAGCUCAAAGGAAGCUGGGACGGAUUAUUCAAAUGAUGAUGAAGAAAUUGAUACAUCAUCUAGUUCUACUGCAGUUGCUGAGACCAACUCAAAUGUUACAAAUUCAGAAAAUAUUACAACUGAGGAACCAGUAACUAAAAAUACUAAGAAUGGCACAAUUGAUGAAAAUCCUGCAGUAGAGAAUGGUACAGCUAAAGCAGAAGAUGUUUCAGAUGGUGAAAAAACAGAGGCUGUUACCGAAGUUGAAAAAGAGAAAACUUUGUUAGAGGAAAAGGCCAAAGAGUCAGGGAAAGACUAUUCUGCAGAUGAUGAUGAGGAAAAAGAAGAAAAGUCAGAUGGAGAUGAUUCUGAAGAUGAAGUUAAAAAAUCUGAUAAGCCGGAGGACGAUGAAAAGAAGCCAGAAGAAAAUGAAGAGCCUAAAGACGAUGAAAAGAAACCAGAGGAAAAUGAAGAGCCUAAAGAUGAUGAAAAGAAACCAGAAGAAAAUGAAGAGCCUAAAGAUGAUGAAAAUAAACCAGAAGAAAAUGAAGAGCCUAAAGACGAUGAAAAGAAACCACAGGAAAAUGAAGAGCCUAAAGAUGAUGAAAAGAAACCAGAAGAAAAUGAAGAGCCUAAAGAUGAUGAAAAGAAACCAGAGGAAAAUGAAGAGCCUACAGAUGAUGAAAAGAAACUAGAAGAAAAUGAAGAGCCAAAAGACGACAAAAACUCCUCUGAGGAUAAAAAAGACGAAGCUGAUCUAGAUAAAAAUGAUGAUGAAGAAAACAGGAUAGAAUCUAAUGCUAAAGAAGAGAAUGAAAAGAAAACAGACUCUGAAGAUGCAAAGGAAGGAAAAGAAGAAAAACCUGAAGAAAAAGAAAACUCCAAGAAUGAAGAAAGCUCUUCUAAGGAAAAUGAAGACAAAGAAUUAGGAGAAGGUGAGGUGAAAGGUGACGAUGAGGUUGUGGUAGAGGAAGCAACCAAAGAUCAGGAAAGCCCUGCAAAUGAGAAUUUGCCUUUUAAAGAAUUACAAAAAGAUAUUGAGGAGGAAAAAGAAAAAAUGGAAGACAUGGAAAUGAAAGUCAACAAAAUUAAAGGUGAAGAAGAAAAAGAUGGAGAGAGGAAAGAUGAAGAAAUAUCUAAUGACGAGGAAGCCAAAAAAGAGGAAAUGAAAGAUGAAGACAUAAAAGAUGAGGAAUCAGUGAAUGGUUUGAAUCGAAGCGGGGCUCUGUUAGAUGAAGCACCAAAUGAAGAAUCAUCCAGUAAAAAUGAAACAGAAGAGGUAGAAUCAGAAAAUAGAUCAGCUCCAGGUGUGGGUGAAACUGAAAUAUCCAUAGAGAGGGGAGAACAUACGGUUUCUUUAAGUGAUAAUGAGAUCAACCUUAUCUCUACUUUAAUAAGUGCACAAGUUUCAAAACUCUCAAAGCUGGCACAGAAGCUGGAGAAUGCAAAUGAAAACUCUGGAAACCUAACAAUUGACUCAGAUUCAAUGGAUUCAAUGGGGAACAGAGCAUUUGGAUUCAGGCAGAAGAGAUCUGAUGUAAAAUUAUCACCGUACCUACAAGAAAAUAAUGAGCAGAUUAGAGGAGUGCCUCAAUUCUCAAGCUCUAGAAAGGGUGUCAAGUGCAAGUGCGGGGAAGGCUUUCGCCCACAAAAUGCACUCAGAUCUUUUCUGGAUUCAGAAUUUAUGAAAUCCCGAAAGAAAAGAGAAACUGAAGGAUCUGAGAUGAAUGGAGAAGCUAAUGAGGAGAACAAACAAUAA